Paraphaeosphaeria sporulosa is the source of this 441-nucleotide messenger RNA. RefSeq lists its product as uncharacterized. The record is from RefSeq and is a predicted model, not a curated record. The transcript is spliced from 2 exons. Lineage: Eukaryota; Fungi; Ascomycota; Dothideomycetes; Pleosporales; Didymosphaeriaceae. Bases 1 to 357 code for a protein of 118 amino acids.
AUGAAGUCUACAAUAAUCCUCACCACCCUCUUCGGCGCACUUGUUGCCGCCUCUCCAGUCACAGUUGAAGAGCGUCAGACCGCCGCCAUCCGUGUCCAAUUCUCUGACGAUGCCACUGACACCGCCGUGCAAGCCAACAUCCCCAAGAACGGCGCCAAAAUCAGCAUUUCCAAGAACUUCGGCAACCUAGGCAGCGGUGUGCCUGCCAACCGCGCGCUUGUUGUCAGCGGCUCGGGCACCUGCAAUAUCUUCAAGGACGCCAAUGCUAGCCAAAAAGUAGCUACCAUUAAGAGCGGAGGGAAUGAUGCGAGCUUUACGAGGGUGAAGUUGCAGAAUGGUGUCAUUGUAUGCAAGUAAAUACACUCGGCGCCAAAGGGUAGGGUAUGGUGUGGACAGACAUUCGCUCGGUGGAAGUGUGGUGAGGGGUGUGAUUAGCGGACG